UUUCAUACUCGCUCAGGCAUGUUCUCCAAAGAGAAACCGAAAGGUUGGACUUAGUCCAGUGGACUUUCGACAUUGGGAGUGAGAAGCUGCAGUGCGGGUUUAGUCGACGUUGCAAGUGCGGGCGACAAGAAACAAUUAUGAAGCUUCAAAUAGGUAGUGAAGUCUUUUUGCUGCUUCUCAUCCUGCGCAUUACAUUUCAGCAACAAGCUCAAUUUUCUCUUGUGGGAUCAAAUCUUCCUAUUACUAGCCAUGUGGGAGGAAGUGUGGUCCUCCCAUGUCUCCUUACUUCCAAAACAAGUGCUGUUGAUAUGGAGAUCAAGUGGUUGAAAAAUAAAGAUGUUGUGCAUUCAUAUGUGCCUCUGAAGUCCAAAGAAACAGGAUCUGAAGAAAGGACAGCACUUUUCAAAGGAGAGCUGCCAUUUGGAAAUGUUUCACUGCUGCUGAAAGAUCUGCGUGUCUCUGAUGCUGGCACAUAUUCCUGUAAUGUGUUUGGUGCUGACUGGUUUGUGGAUACAUUAGUGGAGCUGAAAGUUACAAGUCUUGGCAAUAUACCUAAUCUCAUAAUUAGUAAACAGGAUAAUGGACAGAUUAUUGUUGAAUGUGAAACAGAGAAGUGGUACCCUAAGCCAGAUCUGCAUUGGAAGACCUUCAAGAACACAGAUUUAACUGGACAAUCUGAAACUUCAGUGACAACUGUUGCAGGACUGUUUAGUAUCAGUAGUUCACUUCCAGUGUCUGUACAGGACAGAAAAGGAAUUGCCUGCCAAAUUGACUUCGGUGAAGACAAAUUGACUUACCAGUCUAGAGUCCAGAUCCCAAAUGAAUUCUUCACUUUUGUCCAGUCACAGUGGAAGGGCUGGGCUAUAUUUUUUGCAUUAUGCUUCAUUUCUGUUCUGUGUAUUUUGGCAGUGGGUGUAUACUUCUUCAGAAAAAAUAAAGCUAAUGUAGAAAAUCAGAAAAAGGAACUUGUUGAUGAGAAUCAAGACCUACUGAAGGAAAUCAAGUCUACUGGUUAUACAAUUAAAUCAGAAUGGGAAAGAUUACGAAAAGCCGCUGCUCAUGUGACUUUGGACCCUGAAACUGCACACCCCCGCCUUGUUGUGUCUACAGAUGGUCAUCGUGUACGAGAUCAGUUUAAAGAUCAGACUGUCCCUGACACUCCACUCAGGUUUGAUGCCUGGAUCUUUGUCCUGGGGAGGGAGAGUUUCACCUCAGGACAGCACUACUGGGAGGUGGAUGUGAAGGAGAGGUCUGAAUGGUAUUUGGGUGUCGUCAGUGAGUCUGCACAGAGAAAAGGACGAGUGAGUCUGAAACCUCAGUCAGGAUACUGGAUUGUGAGGCUGUAUAGUGAUGAGCUGACUGCACUGACUGACCCUGAGACCACACUGCGACUGAGAGCGAUACCCCAGAAGGUGGGAGUGUACCUGGAUUGUGAUGAGCGGCGUCUCUCAUUUUACAGUAUUGAGGACCACUGGCACAUCUACACCUUCAAUGGAGGUGUCACUGGGAAACUGUACCCGCUGUUUGAACCUGGAGUUGAAGGAGAAGAGCUUGAGAUCCUGCAGCCUGCAAAUGAAACAAACAACUCUGACCAGCUCAAGGAGGUUGUCUAACAGAGAUUAUACCACAGAUAUUUGUACGAAUUUGUUUUUAAAUCUCUGCAGUUUUGUUUCAUGAAGAAUUAAUGUGGAUUGCCAUUAAGUGCAGUGCAUUGCAGCUACUAGACUUGAACUCUCAUGUGUUUGCUUUACAUCAGUGUUUGACAAAGCUAAGCCAGGAGACAGAAGUGCACUGCCCUGACACUUGAACAAGAUAAGGUCUGGUAAGGACUGGGAUAAAACAAAUAUAGACUUUGAAAUGAAAAAGUAAUAUUUUAGUCAUUGAAACUGUGUGCUUAUAUAAGACAACAAUCGGGCAAGACAAAGAAAUUUUAUUGUGUUUAAUUGUCUCAGUUCUUCUGUCUUUACCUCUGUCGACUGACAUUUAACCUGCAAGUGGAAAACUUUUGGAUAUCUGGAUCUGUUCUGCUCUCCAGAAAACAAUGCAGUUCAAUGAAAAAUGAUCAAGUUUUGGUUUAAGACUAUGGAAGAACUUUCGUCUGUCUCCUGAUAUGUGUGUGUUGUAAUUUGUUAUCAGUCAAAGUCAAUCAUUCAGAUUAAUUUUAGAAUUAUUUUAUUGUAUUCUGGCAUUAACCUCCUGAUAUUCCGAAGAUCUGUUUGACCAAUACUACUUUUUCUGCUUAAUUUUCACAAAAGGAUAAAACAACAAUAAAAUCUUUAAUGGAAAAGA
Molecule: messenger RNA, 2289 nt
Organism: Erpetoichthys calabaricus (reedfish)
Lineage: Eukaryota; Metazoa; Chordata; Cladistia; Polypteriformes; Polypteridae
Product: butyrophilin subfamily 1 member A1-like
Exons: 11
Coding region: 138-1613 (491 amino acids)
Molecular function (GO): protein binding
Source: RefSeq, a predicted model, not a curated record